Messenger RNA from Aphanomyces astaci, 1044 nucleotides. RefSeq lists its product as hypothetical. The record is from RefSeq and is a predicted model, not a curated record. The coding region runs from base 157 to 1032 and encodes 291 amino acids. NCBI's taxonomy places the organism in Eukaryota, Oomycota, Saprolegniomycetes, Saprolegniales, Verrucalvaceae. The transcript has a single exon.
GGAGUAUGUGGUAAAGCACAUGUCCAAGGAAAUCCACAUGUUGAUUGUCGGGACAUUUGGUCCCGCUCUCUCGGGCUACAUUUGCAAAGUGUAUAUCGUGUGUUGACGAUCGUGGAUGUUCAUUGUUCAAUUUCUUCCAUCUCUUUCGACUGACUCAUGCUUGCGUCGUCGAUGGAACCAUUGCCUUACAUGAUAACCAGCUCCGCAUCCCAUUCCACAGUGGCUUCACUCUUGGACGACAUCGACCUCUUUGGCUUUCACGACUUAGAGCCCCUCAGCGCAUUCACGUUGGACCAAGUCUUGUCCGAGGUGGACAUGACCGCAUCGGACCUACUCAAGUUCACGUACUGGGACCCCCUCGACGAGUUUUCCCAAACACCGCCAACUUCGUUCGUCCAGCUUACCGCGUAUGACGCUGCCUCGGGGGCGCUCAUCAAAUACGAAACUUCGAGCUCCGUGUCAUCGCCAUCAUCAAGGGAGGGGAGCACGUGGAGCUCCCGCCGAAAAGUUUGUUCCACCGAAGGCUGCGGCCGCGUCGUGCGAUCUCGGGGCUACUGCAAGAAGCACGGCGGCGGAAAACCGUGUAUGAUGGAAGGGUGCCACAAGGAAGCUCAGAACGGCAGCUUUUGCAUUGGCCAUGGUGGGGGCAAGUGCUGUAAGGUGAACGCGUGUGCCAACGCUGCGCAAUCCCAAGGCCUGUGCAAAGCCCACGGCGGCGGUGCCCGAUGCAAACAAUCCGGAUGCGAGAAGAGCAGCCAGGGGGGUGGGUUUUGCCGAGCCCACGGCGGGGGUAAGCGAUGCUUGGAGCCCGGGUGCACAAAGGGGGCCCAGCGGGGGGACCGAUGUGCGAAACACGGGGGGUGCAGAUCCUGCACGGUGGCGGGUUGCGGCCGCACGGACAGGGGCGGGGGGCUGUGCGAAAUCCAUCGUCAGGACAUGACGUGCAGCGUUGAAGGCUGCAAGCGACUAGGGAAGACACUGGGGAUGUGCACAGUGCACGUCCGGCAAGUUCGCAAUUCCGGCUCGUUGUAGAAUAUGAUUGAU